CAGCACCUGCUGUGGCUUACUUUUCUUCUAGAGGCCCUUCAUCAAUCACCAUGAACAUUAUCAAGGUAAAACCUCAUCUUUCACGUCCUAUUGGUGGACAAUUAAUUAUUUCCUUCACCAAGAGAUCUUAAUGGGGCACUAUGUUGAAUGUGCAGCCUGAUAUUGCAGCACCGGGAGUCGACAUUCUUGCAGCCUGGAUUGGCAAUGACACGGCAGCGGCUCCAGAAGGCAAAGACCCUCCACUUUUCAACGUGAUCUCAGGGACUUCUAUGGCAUGUCCACAUGUUUCUGGGAUGGCUGCAGCAGUUAAAUCUAGGAAUCCCACAUGGAGCCCUUCCGCAAUCAGAUCAGCCAUUAUGACAACAGCUACUCAAACAAAUAACCUGAGAGCCCCAAUAACGACUGAGACAGGUUCUGCAGCCACCCCAUACGAUUUUGGUGCAGGGGAAAUAGGCAUAACUGGACCACUGCAACCAGGGCUGGUUUAUGAGACUACCACAAUUGAUUAUCUGAAUUUCCUCUGCUACUACGGUUAUGAUAACUCCACAAUCAAAACCAUUGCCAGAACUAUCCCAAAAGGUUUUGUUUGCCCCAUGAAUCCAAGCACUGAUUCUAUAUCUGAUAUCAAUUAUCCAUCAAUAGCCAUUUCCAAAAUCAGUGUAAAAGGGAGCAGAAAAGUGAAUAGAUCUCUUACAAAUGUUGCUGGAGAUGAUGAACCAGUCUACACAGUAAGCAUUGAAGCACCUGCAGGCAUAAAUGUCAAAGUGGUCCCAGACAAACUUCAGUUUACAGACAUCGGUCAGAAGUUGUCCUACCAAGUAAUUUUCUCCCCGGUGAAGCAACUUGAUAAAGAUGUGUUUGGAUCUAUAACAUGGUCAAAUGGAAAGUAUAAGGUUCGGAGUCCAUUUGUUCUAAGCAGUUAAAGCAUCCACAAGUGCUACAUCUCCAGUAGGCAAUACAAUAGCAGUAUGUAAUAUGCACAAGCCAAGGAUUCUACGCAACUCAAUGUAAUGUGCAAGCAUCCUGGUUUGGAAGAGUCAAUUUUAUCUCUCUAUCAUCCUAGCAUGAUUUCAAGGAUGAUACAUAUCACCAGCUUUGAGUUAUCAUAAUCAAAGUCACCUAUAAUG
Messenger RNA from Rubroshorea leprosula, 1127 nucleotides. Lineage: Eukaryota; Viridiplantae; Streptophyta; Magnoliopsida; Malvales; Dipterocarpaceae. The record is from the annotation of a GenBank genome assembly.